UCCUCCUGGCAGGCCAUGGGGCGCGGGGGGGUCCUGGCUGCCCCAGAAGACCCCGAGGAGCGGCGGGGUGCCCAGGGGGAAGGUGCCUACCCCUGUCCCCCGGAGUGCCAGGAGCUGGCUGCCGUCCCCACGCCGCAAGUCAUAAAACGUUUUCUGAAAGAGGACUCCGACGAGGGUGAGCUGACCCAGUUCCUGCGGGAUUGCCCAGCAGCUGACAGCUCCAGGAAGGUGGAGGCACCGGAGAGCCGGCGGGAGCCCGGCCACCCCCUGGGCAGCGUGGCCAGGGUCCCCCCAGAUGAAGGCAGUGACGAGAGGGACGCCAGGAUUUUCUCCCGCUCUCGGCCCUCGGAUUUCCAGCAGCAUAUUGCCGCCCCCCCGCCCCCCAGCCCCAACCGCCCGCGGAGCCCCUGGGGACAGCUGGACCCCUACGACUCCUCCGAGGAUGACAAGGAGUACGUGGGCUUCGCCACGCUGCCCAACCAGGUGCAUCGCAAGUCGGUGAAGAAGGGCUUUGACUUCACCCUCAUGGUGGCAGGGGAAUCCGGGCUGGGCAAGUCCACCCUGGUCAACAGCCUCUUCCUGACGGACAUGUACAGGGACCGCAAGCUGCUCAACGCCGAAGAGCGCAUCAUGCAGACGGUGGAGAUCACCAAGCACGUGGUGGACAUCGAGGAGAAGGGGGUCAAGCUGCGCCUGACCAUCGUGGACACACCGGGCUUCGGGGAUGCCGUCAAUAACACCGAGUGCUGGAAGCCAGUGGCCGACUACAUCGACCAGCAGUUCGAGCAGUAUUUCCGUGACGAAAGUGGCCUCAACCGAAAAAACAUCCAGGACAACCGAGUGCAUUGCUGCAUCUACUUCAUCUCUCCCUUUGGCCACGGGCUCCGGCCCCUGGACGUGGAGUUCAUGAGAGCUCUGCACCAGCGCGUGAACAUUGUGCCCGUGCUGGCCAAGGCUGACACCCUGACCCCCACUGAGGUGGAGCGCAUGAAGAACAAGAUCCGGGAGGAGAUCGAACACUACGGCAUCCGCAUCUACCAAUUCCCUGAGUGCGACUCAGAUGAGGAUGAGGAGUUCAAGCUGCAGGACCAAGCACUGAAGGAGAGCAUCCCCUUCGCCGUCAUCGGCAGCAACACGGUGGUGGAGGCCAAGGGCCGGCGCGUCCGCGGGCGCCUCUACCCCUGGGGCAUCGUGGAAGUGGAGAACCCAUCCCACUGCGACUUCGUGAAGCUGCGGACGAUGCUGGUGAGGACGCACAUGCAGGACCUGAAGGACGUGACACGGGAGACGCACUACGAGAACUACCGCACGCAGUGCAUCCAGAGCAUGACCCGCAUGGUGGUCAAGGAGCGCAACCGCAACAAGCUGACCCGGGAGAGCGGGACAGACUUCCCCAUCCCCGUCAUCCCUCCAGUGCCGGACGUGGAGACAGAGAAGCUCAUCCGGGAGAAGGACGAGGAGCUGCGGCGGAUGCAGGAGAUGCUCCAGAAGAUCCAGAAGCAGAUGAAGGACACGCACUAGCCCGUCCCUCCUCCUCCUCCUCCCCCUCCUGCUCCUGGCCCCAUCAGAAAUGUUUACAUCACGCUCCUCCCGCCCGGCCCCGCUGCCAGACUCGGUACCAACACCCACCCACCACCUUAAGCUGCGGCAUCGCCUUAUCCAACCCUCCAGCGCCCGCGGGGACGCCCGGGGACAGCGAGGGACAGGGCACCCAACCCGGGGUCCCCUGCCUCGCUCCCCCCCACUCACUGGGGACAGCUUGGUCCCCCAGGCUUUGGUUUCCUGUUUCUCCACAGCUCUGGGGAGGCCCCUGGCCAGCCUCGCCCCCACAGCAUGUCCCUUGUCCCCGUGUCACCCUGGGCUCCCUGCUUACUGCCUUUAUGCUCAGUUUGGCCCUGGCUUAAGGGAAGAGGAAAGGGGGGCACUGGUGCCAGCCCCCCAAAGGCCCCAGCUGUUGUGGGCCAGCUGUUGUGGGGGACGGGGCUGUUCCCCUGGCCUUGGCUGGCGUGAAGGGACAGCAGCUCCUGGGGACCACAGGGGACAGAGAAGGUGGAGGGACAGCCAAGGGACAGCCACCAUCCUGCUCCAUGCUAGCACCAGUGCAGGGGGACUGUGUCAAGCCCUAUGUCCUCACCCUGUCCCCACUGAGUGACAGCAGGGCUGUGGCACAAUGAGCAUCAGGGAAUCAGUGUCCCCAGGGAAAAUCCCUUGAACCCCAAAUCAGAGGCUGGGCACCCCCAGCCUGCUGUGAUGUUGGCCCUGUAAAGCAAUAAUGAAUGUCCUGUGCCCCUGGCACCUCUCACCCCAUGGCAACAGCACCGGCCCUGGCUGGAAUUUCAGCCCCUGCUGCCACUUGCUUGUCUGUGGUGUCCUGUGUGCCCAGGAUAUCCCUGUCCCUGCUGCUUCUUGGCACAGCAGCUCUGUGUAUUCUCCAAGGAUAUCCUCAUCUGUGCUGCUUCCCAGCGAAGCGCUGCUGCGUGUCCCCAUGUCCCCCAUGGUGUCCCCAUGUUCCCCACCACGUCCCGGUUGGUGUGGCUGCCCUGCAGAGCACUGCAGCUUGUCCCCCCUCCCCAGACUGUCCCCAUCCGUGUUGCUCUCCCAUAGAGCUGUGUUGCAUCUGUGUCCCCCUGGGAUGUCCCCAGCCAUGGCACCACUCUGCAGGGCUCUGUGUAGAGUCCCUGUCUCCCCAAGGAUGUCCCCAGCUGUGUUGCUUCCUGCAAAGUCCCACUGUGUGUCCCCAGGGUGAGUCCUGGCCACCUCUCCAGCAUCCCCGGGGAGAUGGAUCCAAACCCCUCCUGGGUCCGGGAGAGCCCGCAGGGGAUGGUGAGGAUGCAGCAGGACUGGGAGCUUGGGAGCAGUGGGGAUGUGUCCUGUCCCCAUCCGGCCCCCGAGCCGGGGUCCCCCGGGUGGGGCGUGGCUGGCGGAGGCCGUGCCCGGCCGGGGCUCGGCGGGUGGGGCCACAGGGUGCCAGGGCAGCACCCGGCCUGUGCCUCCCGUGUCCCCAUGCCAGCGGGGGUCCCGUGGCCCCCGUGGGCAGGGCCACCCCGGGCAGGGCCCCGCAGGGAAUAUUUAGCGCUUUCCUUUUUUUAAUCUCGCUAUUUUCUUACAGAAGCCCCACCCCUGGCAUGAUGGUCCUAGAGGCGUUUAUUAACGGAUCAGAGAGUAUAGGUUUAUAAAUUCUUAUAGAGUAGUGGAAAUAUUUUUAUCCCUCCACAACCGUUCUCAAUAAAUAUGGCUGACCUGGCUUGUCUGCAA
Molecule: messenger RNA, 3255 nt
Organism: Haemorhous mexicanus (house finch)
Lineage: Eukaryota; Metazoa; Chordata; Aves; Passeriformes; Fringillidae
Gene: SEPTIN4
Product: septin 4
Exons: 12
Coding region: 16-1521 (501 amino acids)
Biological process (GO): cytoskeleton-dependent cytokinesis; regulation of exocytosis
Cellular component (GO): septin ring; synaptic vesicle; septin complex
Molecular function (GO): GTP binding; GTPase activity; molecular adaptor activity
Source: RefSeq, a predicted model, not a curated record